Corvus hawaiiensis (hawaiian crow) is the source of this 1426-nucleotide messenger RNA. It is a transcript of the gene CIB1, whose product is annotated as calcium and integrin binding 1. Bases 102 to 674 code for a protein of 190 amino acids. The record is from RefSeq and is a predicted model, not a curated record. Lineage: Eukaryota; Metazoa; Chordata; Aves; Passeriformes; Corvidae. The transcript has 7 exons. Gene Ontology annotation, molecular function: calcium ion binding.
GGUGGGCGGGGCUGCGUUGUACGUGUGGGCGCGUUUGUCCCGCCCCGGGGCGGGCAGUUGCCGUGGCAGCAGGUGAGUGACGUGCGUAGGGAAGCGGCGCCAUGGGCGGCUCGGCUAGUCUGAUACCGCGGGACCUGCUGGGCGAGUACCAGGAGCUGACGUUCCUGAGCAAGCAGGAGAUCUUGCUUGCCUACAAGAGGUUCAGUGAACUGCUGCCAAAGGAGGAGAGGGAGAGCGCCAUCUCCGCGCGGGUUCCCAAGAGCCACAUCCUGACGCUGCCUGAGCUGCGGGCAAACCCCUUCCAGCACCGGAUCUGCCAUGUGUUCUCAACCUCAGAGACCGGGGAUGACAGCAUGUCGUUUGAAGACUUCCUCGAUAUGCUGAGUGUCUUCAGCGAUUCCGCCACCUCUGACAUCAAAUCCCACUAUGCCUUCCGCAUCUUUGACUUUGAUGAAGAUGGGAUUCUAGACAGGAAGGACCUGGAGCAACUGGUGAACUGCCUGACAGGGCAGGGUGAGGAGUCCCGGCUGAGCAGCGCAGAGAUGGAGCAGCUCAUCCAAAAUAUCCUGGAGGAGUCCGACAUCGACAAGGACGGCACCAUCAACCUCUCUGAAUUCCAGCACGUUGUGUCCCGCUCCCCGGACUUUGCCAGCUCCUUCAAGAUUGUCCUGUGAGCCUUGUGGCUGUCCAGCAGCACUCCUCCAGUUCCUCCAGCACUCCUCCAGUUCCUGCAGCUCUUUGUAGGCUCAGCCAUUUCCUCUUUCAGGGAGCACAGGCCUGGCCCCUCAAUGGCCUGGCUGUGCUGAAAUGCCUUGGGCAGGAACCCUCCUGCUCCCCUCUCAGGUGCUUGCUUGGCAGCAGGGGGUCCCAGGAAUCUGCCUCUCCUGCAGCCCCUCUGCGCUCCUAGCACUGGAAUUUGAAUCCCUAUGCAUUCCAAGGGCAGCUCUGCAAGUGAGGGAGGAAGAACUGCUCUUGCCUGCACCAGCACCGCCCCUCUCUGCCCUCAGGACCAAUUCCUAUGUUGUGCCUUCCAGCAGCAGGCAGGGAGCUGCCUCCCCUGCCAGCCUCUUCCUGCCUCUCCUGUGUUUCUGGGAGCCUCCCUGCUGCCACACGGAUCCAUUUCUCUGAGCAAUAACGUGAACAUGGAUCCUCUGAGCAAUAACCAAAAUGUGGAUCAUUUUUCAUGACCAAUAACCCAAACGGGGGUGCUUUCUCUGAGCAGUCACUCAAGUGUCACUGUACAGGUGCCACCCCACAGCAGAGCUGUUCCCCACGGCUGUGCUCAGAGCCUGCUCUCCUCCUCCUCCUCCUCACUUUCUCUCUCCGCCCCUCUUCUGGCUCCAGCCCAGCAGCUGCUCUGCUGCCCUGGCCUCUUCCUCCCCCAGUCCUUGCGAGGACACAAUUAAAGGGCUCCGGUUUCACCCUU